AUGGAGUUAAGCCUGCAGGAAAGUUUACUGUUAAAAUCCUUGGGUUUAAGUGCCAAGCCCAGCCCGAAAAGCCCCAUUCCUGUGCCCUCGGUGCUCUGGCGGAUCUUUCAGAAGAGAAAAAUGCUGCCUGCUCCAAACAAAGACCCGGCGGAUGCUUGUAGGGUGGAGGAGUUUAAUGUCCCUGGGAACAUCAUCCGUGUCUUCGCUGACCAAGGCCACUUCAUCCACAGCACGCAGCCCCCACGGCUGCUGUGUCUGCAGAAGCGUCUGUACUUUAACCUCUCGGUGCUGGAGGAGGACGAGAGCUUGACGAUGGCUCAGCUGGAGGUCAAAUUCAGCCACAACUCCUACCACGCCUCCAGCCAGCGGCAGGUGUUCGAGCUGCGGCUCUACCGGAGCUCCCAGAUGGUUCUCCGGGGGGUGCCCUCCCCGGAGCGCGGCCGGAAGCUCCUGGUGGGACAGUCCUUCGCCCAGCUGCACCAGUCGCUUCUCUUCAACCUGACCGGGGUGGCGAAGGAGUGGAGAACGCACGGCAGGAAUCUGGGCUUGAUCCUGGAGAUCUCGGUGGGCGGCGGAGACGCCGCGUCGGCCCCGACGAGCGAGGGGCUGCGGAACGUCUGCGCCAGCGUGGACGCCUUCCUGGCCGCAUCUCUCCUGGUGGUGACCCUCAACCCGCAGCAGUGCGGGGCUGCCCGGAGCAGGAGGAGCGCUCAGCACCCCCCCGUCACGCCGAGCAACCUCUGCAAACCCCGGCGGCUUUACAUCAGCUUCAGCGACGUGGGCUGGGAGAACUGGAUCAUCGCCCCGCAGGGCUACAUGGCCAACUACUGCCUGGGCGAGUGUCCCUUCCCGCUGACCGCCGAGCUCAACAGCACCAACCACGCCAUCCUGCAGACCAUGGUGCACUCGCUGGACCCCGAGGGGACCCCCCAGCCCUGCUGCGUCCCCGUCAGGCUGUCCCCCAUCUCCAUCCUCUACUACGACAACAACGACAACGUGGUGCUGCGGCACUACGAGGACAUGGUGGUGGAUGAGUGUGGCUGCAGGUAGCGGAGCUGCCGGGGGUUGCGUGCGCUGGGGGGUUGAUGGAAUAAAUGUGAGUGUGUUAAAUCCCCUCUGUGCUGGUGUUCGGGAAGGUUCUCGGCGGUGCGGUGUUGGAGCUCCCCCCGCGCAGGUGAGGGCAGGAAGGGAUGGUUAGUGGAGCUGUGAUUUUGCGUGCGCGGCGCUGCAGGUGUCCUGUUCUGGGAUUAUGAUCAAGCCUGAUGCUGGUUUUCCGUCCCGUUCUCCUCGGGGAGCGGGGCAGCAGGUUGUGAAUCCCAGACCCCGUGUGCUGCUCCCGGGAGCAGCGGCAGGGCUUGUGCUGUCUGGCGUUGUUUUGGCUGCAGCUUUCUCGGUGCAAAAAUAAUUGAUUUUUGGUGUGGUGACCCGCUGCUGGUGGUUCCCGGGCACAGCGUCCCGCUGCAGGAGGUGACACGGCGGCUCCGGUCCGGCUGCGGGAAGAGCUGACGGUGUCACGGGAAGAGCUGCAGCUGCGGCUCCCUGUGACUUUGUCCCUUCUCGCUAUGGCUUUGUUUGCUGGUUUUAUUGCACGGUGGGUGACGUGGAGGUGCUGGGAACGCCGGGUCGAGGGGCCGUCGCUGCUGACGGAUGGUUUGGGUGAAGCGGAGGGGAUGCGGUGCCCCGCUGCAGAGGUGGGGACAGGGCGAGUCAGCGGCAUCUUGUUCCUGUGACUCUGUAAUUAAUUUACCUCACUUGCAAAUUGAUGAGAGCAGGGUCCCUCCCCGCGGCUGCAGGACAGGGCUGGAGCCGGAUGGCAGCUGAGCGUGGGGCGGCAGCAGCUCCACAGCGACGCAGCCCCACACGUUCAUGUGCUUCUGCAGUUUAGGGGUUUAUUUUUUAAAAAUUCAUUGUGUGUUGGUUUUUUUCAUCAUCAUUUUUUCUGUGUUCGCUGGUGUGCUGGCCGCGGUACCCGGCCCAGCGCAGCCGAGCGUGGAGCGAGUGUUCAAUGCCGCUAACCCGAGCUGUAGCCGCGCGGUGCCGAACGGACCCAAAUUUGCGCCAUCGCGGGUGAUCCCAGCGGAGGAAUCGCUGCUGUUCUCCCACCUGCCGAGGCGGGUGCUGGCCCUGGGGAAGGCAGCUGAAGCUCCUGAAGGCAUCCUGGCUUUCCUGUUUUGGUUUUUUUGGGGGGGGAACUAAAGUGGGAACAGAAAAGGAAUCCAUGUUAGACUUGAAAUUUUUCUGGUUUUCUUGGUGUGUUUUUUGUGUUUAUUUUUUUUCCAACUGUGAACCUGGCACCACAGCGUAGAUGAUUUUGUUGUUGUAAUUUUUCUUUAUGCUGAUGUUGUCUUCAUGGUCUGAUGAAGUAUCACCGAGCACUGAGGGUUUAACCACUGCUGGGUUUGCAGCACCAGUGUCUCCCCGUCCCUGGGACUGGUUUUUGCUGCCCCUGGGUAGGAACCGAGACUGGAGGAGCCCGAGGGACAGUUGUCGUGCACCAAAACGUUUCCAUCUCCCCGUGGGGACACGCAGUGAGCUCCGCAAAGCCCUGCAGGUAAACCGAGCUCUGCAAAGCCCUGCAGAUAAACCGAGCUCCGCAAAGCCCUGCAGGUAAACUGAGCUCCGCAAAACCCUGCGGGUAAACCCGAGCUCUGCAAAACCCACUUGAAGCACUUCAGUGUUUUAAAGGGCUUAGUGUAGGAGUUGACUUAACUAAAGCAGGAGCUGCUUAUUUCAACUUUAAAUGGGCAAGAGUGAAUAAAAUAAAGUAUUAUGUUGGGGGGCAACUGUCCCCCCCGCAGGCACCAAGGGGAGGUGGGUGACAGCCAUGACCGGACAUGGGGACAUGUUCUAAUGGACACGGGGGUGGUAAGACGAGGCCUAAAGUGUGCAGCAGGCGCUAAGCCACGCCUGGGGCGGUCUUGGCUUUGCUGAGCCAGCGCCUGCACCAGGUAAAAGCCACUUCUGUUUCCUGCAGCAGGAGCCGCCCCUGGGCGCAGCCUUAGACCUCCUGCCGCUCAGCAUCGUCUCCAUCGGGGGGUUCAUCUGCUCCCCCAUGUCCGCUAUGCACACCCCCCACUUUUGUACUAGUCUGUGUUUAAAAAAAAACAGUAAUAAACUUGAAGUUUAUACAAUCAGA
Messenger RNA from Columba livia (rock pigeon), 3136 nucleotides. RefSeq names its product derriere protein. The coding region runs from base 1 to 1050 and encodes 349 amino acids. The record is from RefSeq and is a predicted model, not a curated record. Gene Ontology annotation, cellular component: extracellular region. Lineage: Eukaryota; Metazoa; Chordata; Aves; Columbiformes; Columbidae. Gene Ontology annotation, molecular function: growth factor activity; cytokine activity. The transcript is spliced from 2 exons.